UGUGAAAAAAAGGUCUGCUUUAAUUUUUAGCAUUCGAAUUUAUAAAUUAUUAUGGGAACUUUCAAUCCCAAUUCCAAAAUUUGGACAAAUACAGUGAAUUCAUAUAGCUAUCCAUUGGAUUUAUUUUAUGGAGAAAAACUACUUUGUGCACUUGAUGAAACGCCUGAUAGAGUUUUGCAAAUAAAUCAUGAAGAAGGUACAAGUCACACUUGUGAAGAAAUUAAAAUUGCAAGUAUUCGUGUAGCUCAAAAUCUCCAAAGGCUAGGAAUAGAAACUGACAAUGUAAUUGGAUUUAUAUGCAGGAAUUCUAGUACAGUAAUUUCACUUGUAUUAGGUUGUGUAUUGAUUGGUGCGCCAGUAAAUCCAGUGCAUAUAACUUUUAGUAAAAGUAAAAUUCAAGAGAUUUUUGAACAAACUAAGCCUGUCCUUGUAUUUUGUGACUUUGAUGUAUUGGAAAUCACAAGAAAUGCUCUCAAAGAAAUCAAUAGUAAUGCAAUGAUCUACACUCUUCUGAAAAAAGUUCAAGCUGUUCCAUUUAUUAAUGAACUUUUAAUACCGACUGGAUCUGAAUAUCAUUAUAAAGCAACUAAAUUUGAUAGACAAUCAUCUGAGAAAUUAAUGGCUAUAAUGUGCACAUCUGACCCAAAUGGAAAGCUUAAAGGUGUUUGCAUCUCACAUACAGCUAUUCUAACUUAUGCUGAAAUGAAAUGUCGUUCUAUGAAAGAGUUCCGUUCUUUAAACUUUAGUUCUAUUCAUGCUUGUGUUGGAAUCAUUGGAAUUUUCCUUUCACCAUUUCGACCAGGUGAAACUAGAAUAUCCACUAAUCAAACGUUCACACCAAAACUAUGUGCUGAACUAAUUGAAAAAUAUCGAGUUUCAGUUGUGGCAAUGCCACCAAUAUAUUUAAAUGCUUUAAUCAACUCAUCAUAUCCUCAAUCUGGCGAUUUUUCAAGUAUCGUUUUAUUCUCUUGUACUGGCGCCGUUGUGACUGAAAAUUUACGUGAUAAAUUCAAGAAAACAUUUCCAAACAAGCCUCUUUUAAUCUCGUAUGGAACAACUGAAGUUUUCAUCGCAGCUAUGUUUCCGGGCGAAAAUAAUAAUGGCUUAAAAGUUGGAAGAACAUUCACUAAUAUACAAUUAAAGAUUGUUGACGAAGAAGGAUCAGCAUUAGAUUUAGGAGAAGUUGGAGAGAUCCUAGUCAAGCCUGAAUUCAAAUUUCAAGGUUAUUAUAAUAGCCCUGAGUCUACAGAAGAAGUUGUUGAUAGAGAUGGAUUCAUCAAAACUGGAGAUAUUGGAUUUUUGGAUCACGAUGGAUAUGUCAACAUACUCGAUAAAAAUAAAAAUAUUUUCAAAUAUAAAGAAAAUUUGAUCACUCCAUCAGAGAUUGAAAAUAUUAUAGAGGCAAUUGAAGGUGUAGAAUCAGUAUGUGUUAUAGGAAUUCGCGAUUCAAAAGUUACUAACUUAACUGCAGCAGUUGUUGUAAAGAAAGCUAAUUUUGAAGGUCUGAAUGAACAUGAUAUAUUAUCAACUGUAGCUGAAAGGUUACCUCAUACUAAACAUUUAUAUGGAGGAGUUUAUUUUGUGGAGGAAAUGCCGAUUGGAAUUAAUGGGAGAAUUUUGAGAACAAUUGUACAAGAAAUUGCAACUGAUAAAUACCGACAUCGAUUGAGCUUGUAAAUAGUUUACAAUUAAAUAUUUGAUUGAUUGGGUUUUUCAAUCUUAAGUUUGAGAUAAAUUAUCUUAUCCCCAGUUACAUUUAUUAUUGUGUUACAUUUAUGAUUUUGAUACGUGUCAUAAUGUUAAUGUAUAGCUAAUGCUCUAUUGUAUUAGUGUCC
This is a messenger RNA of Chironomus riparius, 1835 nucleotides long. Lineage: Eukaryota; Metazoa; Arthropoda; Insecta; Diptera; Chironomidae. The record is from the annotation of a GenBank genome assembly.